Passer montanus (Eurasian tree sparrow) is the source of this 10445-nucleotide messenger RNA. It is a transcript of the gene NLGN3, whose product is annotated as neuroligin 3. The record is from RefSeq and is a predicted model, not a curated record. Gene Ontology annotation, molecular function: neurexin family protein binding; signaling receptor activity. Gene Ontology annotation, cellular component: cell surface; postsynaptic specialization membrane; synapse. The coding region runs from base 7694 to 9628 and encodes 644 amino acids. Gene Ontology annotation, biological process: postsynaptic membrane assembly; neuron cell-cell adhesion; synaptic vesicle endocytosis. NCBI's taxonomy places the organism in Eukaryota, Metazoa, Chordata, Aves, Passeriformes, Passeridae. The transcript is spliced from 6 exons.
UCCCCACGGAGGAUGGCGCCGAGUGCCAGGUUCUGUCUUGAGUUGGUUCGAGUUCGUCCUUCCUCCCUGCUUCCCACCCUCCCCAGGUCCAUGCGCUAGUUGUGGGCGUGGGCUGCGGCUGGGAGGAACACUCUCUGCCUCUCCCUGGGAAGAUGCUCCGGCAAGAAAGGGACCGCAGAGCCCUUUUCUGGGCCCUGGUACGGAUGGGAGGUUGGGGUGCACCGGCAGACACAUCGCUUGGCUGCUCCCCCGUCCUCCGGAGGGACAGCGGCAGAGCGAUGAGCCUGGCGUGCUGGGGACGCACGGGGCACGCUCCUGUUGGGGUGAGGCUGAGCGGCGCUGGGUGCCUCCUCGUCUAACCUUUUCCUUUGUAGGGGACCCCACCUGAACUGUAAGUAGAGGGCAGAGGAGGCAGCGCCUGCCCGCACGCCCGCCCCAGCCUCACCGCAACAGGAGCCCCCAGGGAUUUUCAGCGGGCCCGAGAGGACCCGCAGCGGGUCUGCUGCACACAGCAGAGCAGCCUGGCGGGUCAGUGGCUUCUCCCAGGCUGCCUGGCUCCACUCCUCUGUCUCUGGGGCCCACGGGAUGCAUCAUGCCUUCCUUCUCGCCCAGCACGGCUGGCCCAGAGUUUUCCUCCCAUGGCGACGCUCCCUCCCCACCUCCCGCGGUCCCGGGGGCGGUGGGAGGGUAGCAGCGUGGUUGUGAUUGCAUGCCCACUCCCAUCAGUGGAGCCUCCUGUUAUUUUGUAGUCUUUUAUUCAUUUUACAGUAAAACGGAUUUCCAAGGAAUGCACCCGAAAGCCCAACAAGAAAAUAUGUAGGAAAGGAGGUAUGUAGCAAGCCGACCGGCAGAGAGGCACAGAGAGGAAAGAGAGAGAGAGUGAGAGAGUGAGAGGGUGCCUGGCUGGCCCCCAGCCUGCAGCACUCCUCCAGCACCUCUCUGUGCUGCCACCUGGACUGUGGACCCUCCAAGCAGCCCCCCCUGGCACCCCCUGCUUCCCCCUGGGAGGAGCCCCACGGAUGCUCCGGCCAGCCGGGAGCACAGCUCUGGGGUCAGGUCAUGAGGAUGCUCUUGUUGCUCCAGGCCUUUCAGAACAGCUUCUCCUGGGCUGAGCCUGCACUCCCACCUUCAUCCCACUGGCACUGACAGCCUCCUGGGCAUGAGGGGUGGCCUCUGAUGGCAGGAAGCACUGAAAUGCAUCCAUCCCUCAGGCUGGGUUACCCCGCUGGGGGGUGUAUGGACCUGCUCAGGGGAGGACCUGUGUGAUGGGGGACUGCAGUCCAUCCUGGGCUGAGCUUUUCCCCCAUCGCAUCCCUGAUCAUUUUGCAUCCAGAGCUCCUUGGUUGAAAGCAUAAAGCCUCUCCUGGCUUUGUAAAUGCUGCAGAUUCUGCCCUGAGCUUUGUGCCUGCCAAGGCUGCUCCCCACUGCUCACACCCCCAUGCCAGUGCCAGUCCUGCCAGUAGGGAUUUGGUCUCCAGCCCAUGGCACAGCAGCCUCCCUGAGCCCUAGCUGCCCCAUGGGCAGCUGAGCACCUCCAGUUCAGACAUGUCUGCUUUGCCUUGCCUCCACUGACCUUCCCCCAUUGCCUCUAAAUGAUCCUGUAUUCCCAACCAGUGACAUGCACAAGGGAGUAGACAUGUACAAAUGGUAGCUGGCUGAGCCCCGUGUCAGACACAAUGCCUCACCCAUCCCUCCACACAGCCCCGUGCAGGCAGGGAGAGCUGACUGCUCUGUGCAUCCCAGGAUGAACGUGUGGACGGUCAGGCAGCCAAGCUCUCCUGAAAGGCUCAGUACAGGGCACCUACCCAGCACAGGCUGCUGUCCUGCAGCACAGCAUCCCUGCAUCCCAGCCUCUGUCUCCCUGCACCCCUGGGUCUGGCGGGGCCAGUGCAGCUGGGCUUGGAGGUUUGGGGAGCGCUUUCCUUCCAGCCGUUUCCCCCAGUUCUGUUGUUUGGUUUCUUUGCUUUGCUUUUCCUGUUGCUGUCCUGGCUAUUCACACGCCAUCUCUCUGAGUGCCAAGGCUGCCCCUGAAAGGGCUGGCGCAUUAGGGAGUCUCUGCACGCUGCCUCCGGAGCCGGCUGUGCCAGUGAUCACCAGCCACUUCAAAGCGCUUCCUCUCCCGGCCCUCCCACCGGCUGCCAGGGCUGGCAGACCCCCCCAGCCCCAGCCCUGCAGCCAGGGAAGCAGCCUCCAGGUCACUGCCAGAGAGGGGGAUGAUACAAGGCAUGACAAAACACCUUGGGUGUGCUCAUCUCCUGGGUUUCCCUCCCCGCUGGCUCUGCUCACGGGCAGGGUUUCUUUGCAGCCUGUCUGCGUUGCCUCUGGUCACCUCCCAGGGAGCUGUGGGGGACAUUCCCUUUGCCCCCACUGGCCUCUGUUGACUCAUGGACCAGCAGAUGCCCAGUGCCAGCCAUGUGGACAUCCAGGUGUGGCGUGCCAAGAAUUAAAGCACCCAGACACUGGCACUUGCCUCCUGCUCUGGCCAGGCUCUGGUAGCUGUUGGCUUGAAUUAAUUGAGUCACUUGUGAUGAAACACAGAAGCUCCCACACUCCUCAUUGUGUAUCCUAGGUUAGUAAUGCUUGGGGAGAGGGUAAUGUACCUGCAGUGCUGAUUUCCUCAGGUUGAACAUUUGAACAUUGACUCAUUCUGGAAUAAUCAUGAUUACUAUUUCUAAGGCCACAGAUGAGCAGUGAUAAGCUCUCCUCUCACAGAACUGUAUUUUGGUGGCUGAAAAUGCCUCAGCUCCCUGCUUACUGGAGUUUUCAUGACUUCUGCCACCCCUAAGCUCUGUGUAUUUCAGAGCAGACAAAGGACUGAGAAUUUAUCAGUCAUGCUUGUUUAUCUCUGGGACAGAAAAACAUCCCUGUUUUCCUGCCCAGUUGUCCACGGUCAUUUCCUAUAUGGAAAUUUUCUAAAUGCCAGUCUCCUCCAUACACAUUGGUCCCUUCUCUGGUAGCAAUACAGGGCAGCAGUGCUUUGAGAGCAGCUAGCCAUGCAUGGUGCCAGGGGAGCUGGCAGCACUGAGGCUCAUUUGAGGCUCAGAUUUUGCUGCAAAAAUAGUGCUGCCCACCCAAAGACCCAUACACACACAGACACACACCCUGGGAGUACAGUACCUAUGUGCAAAAUGCAGCUCUGCCCCAUGCUCUGUGCUGCCAACACUUCCAGCCUUUUUUUGGCUGUGGUAGAUGCCAAGAUGAUUUUUCCUUUCCUUCCUCGCCAGUCUGGGCAAUCCUUGCUGCAGGGCAUGAGGAGGUGGAUGUCAUUUUUGGAGGGGAAAAAUGUGGUUGCCCUGCACUUAGCAGCUCUUCCUGGUUUUCAUUAGCGAAUGCCCAAAUCUCUCUGGCUGGGACUGCGAAGGGUCUGUGACAUUGCAGAGACAAAGGUGCAGGUCCAGCAUCUUCCUCUGCUGAGUGAGGGUGGCUGGAGCUCCCAGCAGCUCCUGGGCUCAGGAAGCUCUUGGACACCUUCUCUGCUGCUCUCCAAGAAGCUGACUUGUCCAAGUAGCAGCUGAGGCUUCCCUACAGCUGCACGAAUUCUGCAGUGCUUCCUUGCUGGAAGCUUCUUCCCAGCCCCCUGGAAGCCUGGAGCUUUGCAGAGCUGCCCGUGGGCAGAGCUCCGCUGCGGGCAGCGAUUUGCAGAGGUGAGGGUCGGGGCUGGUGCCGCCGGGGCAGCAGAGCGUGAGCAGAUGCAGAGCUUUUACAGAGGCCGCUCAGGGAUGGAGAUAACCGAGAACUCCUCUGCAUCAUCCCGGGCAGGGAGGGGCAGGGAGCAGCAGGGUGUGCUGCAGUCCCCGAGCCAGGGCUGGUGGCUAGGAGGGCUCUCAGACACAGGUCCCAGCUGAGCUGUCCCUGCCUGUGGGGCUGUGCAGCAGCAGCUCAGCAGCUGCACCGUUGUUGGCCUGUCCCUUGUCACUCCCAGAGAGGCAGCUGAGAUGCUGUGGCUGGCAGCAGGUGUCCCUUUGGGUGCAUGUAGCUAUCAGAGGCUCUGCUCCCUGCAGCGUGGUGGCUGCUUUGCAGGAGUGGGUGCCCCAGGGAGCUCCUGCUGAGGAGAGGGUGCUGGAGCUGCCUAUGGGUGCCCUGAACAGACAUUUGGAACUGGAAAGGUGUCAUCUCAGGCUCCUGCUCUUCUCUUAUCCACACCAUGCUGAGAAUGAAGGCUCAAGAACUGAGGCUCCUUACCCUGCUUUGUCUCUGUUUGCACUGGUGUCAGUGCUGUUGGUAUGGUUUACUUAAGGUAGAAUAAAUCCAUGGAUGCCCCUGUUUCAGGCAAAGUGAUUUUUUUUUUUUUUACUAAAGUUGAACUUAAAUCUUCCUAGUGGCUCAGAUAAGAGCAUAUGCAUCCUUCCUAUCGGCCUGAACAAUGUCACUUUGCAGUCAGCUUAAAGUGAAGUGGCAGACAACAGACAUUCGCCUCCUGGGUUAGUGGAGGGUGUUUUUGAUGGGUAAGGAGAAUAAGAGCCAUGAGCCCUUUUAGUUUUUCCAGCUGUGAGUCCAUAGGCUUAAACCCAUCCUCAUGAGAGUGGGUGCUGCUGCAAGGCUCUGCAUGGUGAUGUUUGUUAGAGCAGAGGAAGAUCUCCUGGGCUGGGUAUCCCUGAACAUGGCAGGAGCCAGUGGAAGGUGUUCCUGGGUGAGGGAAGUGAAGCUGUGGUUGCUCUCACGAGCUGUGGGGCAUUGGUGGGUUGUGCUGGAGGUGAACACUGCAGCAAGGGCAAAAAGCCCCCUUGGUCACAACAGUCAGUGUUGGCCAUAACCACCCUGGCACCUUCCUGCUGAUGGGGGAGGCUUGUGCUUUGCAUCUGCCACACACACAUGCCACUGCUUCCCCUUCCCCUGGCCUGCAUCUCUGCUCUCCUGCUUUGCUUAGCUUCCCAAGUGCUGCUUUCUGCCAUCUCUUCCGUGGUGCCUGAAGCUCAGGUUGUUGGAGGCUUGUCCCAGCCAUCCCUAAGCUCUGCAGCAGCAGUCUCCAGCUGGAUCCCUCCCUGCUCAGCUAGGACAGUUGCUCAGGUCACAGAGAUGCUGUCCACUGCCCUCUUUUACAACCUGACAAGUCCUCAUAGCUGAUUCCUCCAUUCUCAUCUGCACAGAGACUUUUGUCCCUGAAGGAGAUCAGGCUGGAGGGCUGCAGCCUGCCCAGCCCAGGGCUUUAACAGUGCCAGGGCCUUUGGCAGUGGAACAUGAUCUCCAGUGCCUGGGGUCAGCUUCUCAGCUCUGAAGCACAGCGUGGAUCACAUCACUGUCUGUGGUCUUCAUUAGAGAAAAAUCCCUAUCCCUUAGAAGCACCAAGGGGUUGGUGCAUAGCACUGGUUAGCAAAUACUGCAUGAGUACUUUGUCAUUUAAGUGCUUUCUGGGCUUGCAGCUCUUCCUAAUGAAGACGCAGUAGGUCAAGCCUGCAGCCUCCUGCAAAGAGGCUGAGUGGCUGCACAUGCCCAGCCAAGUGUGUGCAGGGUGGGCUGGGCAGCCAGUGUGGGAAGGAUGCAGCAGGAGGGGGAGAUGCUGGGGCUGAGGUGCUGGGGCAGGAGAUCACAGGCAUGGGGGUGGUGCUGGGUGAGAGAGGAGAAUGAUGUGAGAUGCUCAGAGGAUGGCUGGGUGGUGAGGCAGGAGGUGAAGGGGUGGGGCUGGAGUGUGGUGGGGAAAAUCAGAACAGCACAUGAGACAGGAUCCAUCCCUGCCCUUGCAGGAGCAGCUCUACCUCACCUCUUUGUGGCAGUGUGUCCCACCUGGUCUCAAACACCUCACGCUGCCUCUUCCAGUGCCUCACUACCCUUUCUGCCAGAAAGGUUUUCUUCUCAUCCUGCCUCCUGUAGCCCCAGGGCUGCCUGAGAGGGACUGGCUGUUCCACCUCACAGCAGUCUUUCACGUGUUGGGAUGCUGCUGCAGCUCCCAUCAUGCCUCUGCUCCCAGCAUUCAUGUGCCCCAGCCUUCUGCAAACUUUUCAUGCCUGCUGGAUUUUUCGAGGUUUCUGGUUGCUGCUCCUCCAGACUUUCUCCAGCAGAUCAUGCUGCUUAGGGCAUUCUACAAGCCUCUCACCCUGGUGGAGCUGCCUCACAGCCAUUUCAGAUCUCUUUCUCGUCUUCACAGAUUCCUUGUAAAUUCAAAUCCUGUCCCACUCCAUGCUGCCAUCUCUGUUAUCCACCUCCUGUGUCACCUGCAGAAUGCCACUCCCAACCUGGCGGAGCAGGGCUCCCCAGUUUUGUCUUUCUGACCAGUUUUGUGCAUUUAGUCCUGUAGUUCCAUGCAGCCACGGGCUUGCCCCUUGCUGGAGGGAGCUUUGCUGGGGGCUGUGAAAGCCCUUGCUGUGGCAAUGGGAGCUGUUGGUGGUGGCAGCAGGACCUGGGGUCAGCUGGGUGCCUGGCAGGGUGUCAGAGCCCCUUGUCCCAGGGGAAGGUCACUGGGCAGUGCAGGCACUGUGUGGGUAAGUCCUGCCUGGGGGAAACCCUGCUGUCUCCCCAGAGCUCACCAUCGCCUGGGGAGCUUUUUGUAGCAGGCAUUAGGGAGCAGAGGACUUGCAGGCAUUGGUCUGCAGCUCUAAGAGGAUGAGAACACCCAGCCUCUUCCUGAAAUUCAGACCUCCAGAGCACAGGGAUGGCACCACUUGCCUUUGUGUCUACACUGACGUGCAGUCCUUUGCAGGAGUGGGGUUUUGGCACAGGUUUUUCAGCACCCCUGCUCCCUGCCAGCCCACAGGCCACCUCUCCUGGCUCCUGCUGGCUGCAGUUUGGCUCACUGCAGCCAUCCACAGCAGCAAUCCACAUGGGGCUGCUGGGCUGGCCCAUGCCCCAGCACUGCAGGUUGGUGAAGGGGCACAGAACAUCUGUAAGGCAUUCAGGAUGUUACAGAAAUUAAUAUGUUUAGGAUUCUGCCUUGCUCAGGUCAAGCUGAUUGGUGCCCUUGAAAUCCUCAGUGAAACAUGGAACAUGUCUUGUAAGGAGGGAGUUGGGCAGGAUGGAGCCGGGCAGCUCAGGGGAGGAUCCCUGCGUGCUGUGGUGGUCUCAUGCAGUGGUACCAGUGGUUUGUGGCCAGGCACAACAAGGAGCCACACACCCUGUGGGGGUGAUGGGCAGGAACUGCCUGGUGGUCAGUGGCCCUGCAAGGCGACCCUUGGUGUGAGCUCUGCAGAGGACAGUUGUCCCUGGGCAGCAGAGCUGGGUGCUAGGAGAGGCAGCCUUGCCUGGAGCAGAGGGUGCAUGACCAGGUGGGGGCCAGGCUGGGAUGCAGGGGGUCAGCAGGUGCUUUGAGACUCAUCCACCACCAGCGCUGAUGCUGUCACAGCCCCACUCGCGUCUUCCCUGCCACCCCAGCCCUCCCAGGGAGGAUCUGGGAAGGGGCCCGGGUGAAGCAGCAUCCUGGCACACUCCUGGGGCAGCCCUGCCCGUGCCCAGCACUGCCCUGGCUCUGGGAGAGGUGCAGUGUGAGUAGCCAGCAGUGCUGUGGGGCACAGGCGUGGCCCCACUGUCUCUGCUAUCAUGCUAUUUUUGAAUUCUCUUUUUUUUUUGUGUUCUUUUUUUUUUCUUUUUUUCUUUCUUUCCUUUAUUUUGUUUUGUUUUCUUUUUAUUUCCUUUUGUUUUCCUUUUUGUUCUGUCUCCUCGUGUUUGGUCCCCAGGAGCCAGCGCUAAGAAACAGGGCGAGGACUUAGCGGAUAAUGACGGUGAUGAAGACGAAGACAUCCGGGACAGCGGCGCCAAGCCCGUCAUGGUCUACAUCCAUGGUGGCUCCUACAUGGAGGGCACGGGGAACAUGAUAGACGGCAGCAUCCUGGCCAGCUACGGCAACGUGAUUGUCAUCACCCUGAACUACCGCGUCGGAGUGCUCGGGUUCCUGAGCACGGGGGACCAGGCUGCCAAGGGCAAUUAUGGGCUGCUGGACCAGAUCCAGGCGCUGCGCUGGGUCAGCGAGAACAUCGCCUUCUUCGGGGGAGACCCCCUGCGCAUCACCGUCUUCGGCUCGGGCAUCGGCGCCUCCUGCGUCAGCCUGCUCACCCUGUCCCACCACUCGGAAGGUCUGUUCCAGAGAGCCAUCAUCCAGAGCGGCUCCGCGCUCUCCAGCUGGGCAGUGAACUACCAGCCUGUGAAGUACACCAGCAUGCUGGCUGACAAGGUGGGCUGCAACGUGCUGGACACCGUGGACAUGGUGGACUGCCUGCGGCAGAAGAGUGCCAAGGAGCUGGUAGAGCAAGACAUCCAGCCAGCCCGCUACCACGUGGCCUUCGGGCCAGUCAUUGAUGGGGACGUGAUCCCGGACGACCCAGAGAUCCUGAUGGAGCAGGGCGAGUUCCUCAACUAUGAUAUCAUGCUGGGGGUCAACCAGGGUGAAGGGCUGAAGUUUGUGGAGGGCGUGGUGGACCCUGAGGACGGCGUCUCAGGCAGUGACUUUGACUACUCAGUGUCCAACUUUGUAGACAACCUGUACGGCUACCCUGAGGGCAAGGACACCCUGAGGGAGACCAUCAAGUUCAUGUACACGGACUGGGCCGACCGGGACAACCCCGAGACACGUCGCAAGACUCUGGUGGCCCUCUUCACUGACCACCAGUGGGUAGAGCCAUCAGUGGUGACAGCCGACCUGCACGCCCGCUAUGGCUCCCCCACCUACUUCUACGCCUUCUACCACCACUGCCAGAGCCUGAUGAAGCCUGCAUGGUCCGAUGCAGCCCACGGGGAUGAGGUGCCUUACGUGUUCGGGAUCCCCAUGAUUGGCCCCACUGACCUCUUUCCCUGCAACUUCUCCAAGAACGACGUCAUGCUCAGCGCUGUGGUGAUGACCUACUGGACCAACUUUGCCAAGACAGGGGACCCCAACAAGCCUGUCCCCCAGGACACCAAGUUCAUCCACACCAAGGCCAACCGGUUUGAGGAGGUGGCCUGGUCCAAGUACAACCCCCGUGACCAGCUGUACCUGCACAUUGGGCUGAAGCCGCGAGUACGCGACCACUACCGGGCCACCAAGGUGGCUUUCUGGAAGCACCUGGUUCCCCACCUGUACAACCUGCACGAUAUGUUCCACUACACCUCCACCACCACCAAAGUGCCACCACCCGACACCACGCAGAACUCCCACAUCACCCGCCGGCCCAACAGCAAGAUCUGGACCACCAAGCGCCCCGCCAUCUCGCCCGCCUACAACAGCGAGAACGGCAAGGAGAAGUGGAGCCCAGAGCAAGAGGCGGGCACGCUGCUCGAGAGCCCCCGCGACUACUCCACCGAACUGAGCGUCACCAUCGCCGUGGGCGCCUCCCUCCUCUUCCUCAACGUGCUGGCCUUCGCCGCCCUCUACUACCGCAAGGACAAGCGCCGGCAGGACACGCACCGGCAGCCCAGCCCCCAGCGCGGCGCCUCCAACGACAUCGCCCACGCGCCUGACGAGGAGAUGCCCUCCUUGCAGGUGAGCCAGGGGCACCACGAGUGCGAAGCUGUGCCAUCCCACGACACCCUGCGCCUGGCCGCUCUGCCCGACUACACCCUCACCUUGCGCCGCUCUCCGGACGACAUCCCGCUUAUGACCCCCAACACCAUCACCAUGAUCCCCAACUCGCUGGUGGGGCUGCAGACCCUGCACCCCUACAACACCUUCACCGCCGGCUUCAACAGCACGGGGCUUCCGCACUCACACUCCACCACCAGGGUAUAGCUGCCCGCCGCCGGCGCACACGCAUGCACGCACGCACACACACGCAGCAGACACUGGCACAGGGACCGGCGGGGCCCACAGAGCCCCCGGACGGAGGGGCAGCGCCCAUGGACGGUGCAGCUCCCAGCCCAGAGACCUGUGGGGUCCCAGAGCGGCCCCAGCGCUUUCUUUUGUUCCUAUCUAACUUUUGAGAAGUGCUUUGACUCUCCUGGCCUCAGGGCCCCGUGGGUUGCCCCGGGACGCCAGUGGGGUGCAGGAGGGACACGGUGUAGUCCUGCACAACCCACCCGUGCAGGUGGGCAGGGGUACCCCACCGUCAGUGGCCACGGGGUUCCCAGUGCCGUGGCCGUGCCUCCCAGUGGGGCGAUCACAUCCCCAGUGCUGAGCCCACCGAGCACCCUGGGACUGACGAGGAGCGGGACCGGGCAUUCCUCUCAGCCAGUGCCCAGGCAUCCCCAGGCAUCUUGGCAGCCCUGGAAAAGGCUCCUUCACUGUGCUGAGAAGUGGCCCCAGGCCAUGGUGCUAUAGGCAGAGGGAAUGGGCAGAGUCCAGGGACCUGGCCUUGUGCUGGAUGCGGGCGCUGGGGCUGGUGCCGGGGCUCAGGGACCCUGGGAGCGGGGCCCUGCGCUGGAGACUUGGCACCUCUGCCCCUCUUUGCGCUGCAGAGAAUCUCUUUUGUGUCAGUCAUUUCUCUUUGCAGAGACGUUUUUUAAGCAGAUCUUUAGUUCUUUACACACUAACGGAGUCGCCGCGUUUUGUCCUUUGUAAAGAUUUUAAAACCAAGUGUUCUUGAUAUAAAAUAAAAAGCCAGUUAGAA